AUGGUAAGAAGAAGAGUGAACAGCUCUAUUGCAUUUGAGAAGCAGUGGAAAAACCACGAGCAGUCGAAGAAGCACAAAGAGAAAGUGGCGGAGUUGAGGGAGUCAUUCUUAGAAGAGGAAAAGGAAGAAAACGAUGAAGAGGCACCUGAAACUGUAGAAGAGCUCCACGAAAACCUUGGGGAGAGGUUAAAUAUUGACGACGAAGAGGUGGAAGAAAAGGAUGUUGAUGAAACUGAUGAUGAGUAUUUCAUGGCAGAGGAGGAUUUGAAAGAAUCUAGUGAAAGCGAGGAUGAAGAGAAUGCCGAUUAUGAGAUGAGUCUACUCAACAAGAUGGUAUCUGAGCAGAAGAAUAAGCUAAAGAAUGUUGUGUCAAGAAAAGAAGAUGAAGUAGUAGUCGAGAAUGAGAACGACACAGCAGAGUUCAGAGAAGGUAACAAUACAGAUGACAAUGUGAAUGCAACGGACUCAGCUUCCGGAGCAUUUGAGGCUACUCAGAAAGAUGAGGAACAAUCAGUGGAGUAUGAUAACAGGAAGAGCACAGGGAAGAGGCGCAGAAGUAAGAAGGGUAAGGAUAAGAAUAACCUUGGAGGGUUAAUGGAGAAAAGAAAUGAAGCUGAUAAUACUCAAGGUAGAAAUGGAGACAUGGAAGAAUCUCAUUCAGAAACGUUUGAGGAUCGAAGUGAAUAUAUAGAACACAAGAAGGCUCCCAGAUCAAAGAAAUCAACCAAAGGAAUGAAGUCUAAGGGUACAUCGAAGAAAACCAGUAGUAACGAAUGUGAUAGAUGCGGAGAGGGUUUUGAGUCGAGGUUGGUCCAUGAAACAUCUGUUCUUUUGUCAUCACCAAUUCUCAAGCAGUAUAUUUCGUAUCAUUCAUAA
Eruca vesicaria subsp. sativa (arugula) is the source of this 876-nucleotide messenger RNA. NCBI's taxonomy places the organism in Eukaryota, Viridiplantae, Streptophyta, Magnoliopsida, Brassicales, Brassicaceae. The record is from the annotation of a GenBank genome assembly.